Physella acuta is the source of this 2175-nucleotide messenger RNA. Its product is annotated as cell death abnormality protein 1-like. Gene Ontology annotation, biological process: heterophilic cell-cell adhesion. The record is from RefSeq and is a predicted model, not a curated record. Gene Ontology annotation, molecular function: scavenger receptor activity. Gene Ontology annotation, cellular component: focal adhesion. Lineage: Eukaryota; Metazoa; Mollusca; Gastropoda; Physidae.
ACUUAGCUUAUAUACUCAUAGAAUAUAUUUUAGGAAUGAAUUCACCAUUAGGAAAUUUUCAUGUAUGGUUUAGUGUUCAUAUUUAAAAGAGAAGCAGGACAAAAUUCACUCAUGGCAUGGACAAUAGUUUUUUGGUGGUGUCAUUUAGUCUGGGCUGCUUCAGGAUGCAACACUGGAUGGUUUGGCUCCAGCUGCCAAUACAAAUGUCACUGUACCAACAACAGAUGUGAUGACCAAGGUCUGUGUUUAGCUGGGUCAAGUUGUGAGCGGGGCUGGUUUGGUCCACUCUGUCAGUACCAAGACCUUGCUACAUUAAACGCUGUCUUAGUACCAGAGUCCAGUAACAUAGUAGACGGACAGGAUGUGACGUGGACAAGUUUACAAAACGUAACAAUUAGAUGGAGUGUAGAGUACAGAGUUAAGUGGAUACAGAUUGUGAUGGGGGACACAAGCUCAAUUAAAGACGUACUCGUAACAUUCCGAAAUAAAACCAAAAACAGGUCUUGCAUUGAUCAAACAGUGACCAAAGUAAAUAAUAUAACAACCGAUAUUUUAUGCAAUUCUUGGAUUAGAACUACUCAGAUAUUUAUUGAUUUCAGAACAUCAAAAAAUGUGGCUUCUCUUCACAUUAGUGGGGGCCGAAAUUUGGCUCUAAAAAUGGCAACCAGACAGACCAGCGAUUACGUUGAUACUGAGCGAGGCCUGACCUUUGACUCGACGAGAGCUGUGGAUGGGAAUCCUAAUGGAGAUUUCAACGGGCAACUGUCUUGUACUCAUACUGAACAGCAUCCUGUCCCCAGCAGUUGGACUGUGACAUUUCCUAGGCCACAGUUUGUUACAAGAUAUGUCUUAUACAACAGGGUUGACGGUAACUAUGGAGUGCGACUGAAAGGAUUUAACUUGAUCAGCUACACCCCAAACAACUCAGCUGCAUUCAACUAUACGGAUAAUACAAACAGCACCAGUGAACAUAUUUACAAUGUAACGACUACGGGAAAGAAGGGGGUGUCGUCUAUUGAAAUAAUAGCUAAACACAAAGACAACUAUUUAACACUGUGUGAAGUGGAAGUUUACGGCGAUCAAGAAUGUCCAGACAACACAUACGGGCUAGACUGUAGCAGUACGUGCAAUUGUACUAACUGGAAACAGUGUUUUGUUUCAACUGGUCAGUGUCAUGGCGGCUGUGUUGCUGGUUUCUAUGGUGAUGAAUGCAGCCAAUCUUGCGACGAGCAUCAUUAUGGGCCUGAGUGUAUCUACAGUUGCUCAUCAAUGUGUGAGAAUUCAACGUGUGAUAAAACAAAUGGUAUCUGCCGCACCUGCAUAUCAGGAUAUCAAAAUGAUUAUUGUAACUCAACUUGCGACGAGCAUCAUUAUGGCCCUGGGUGUAUCUACAGUUGCUCAUCAAUGUGUGAGAAUUCAACGUGUGAUAAAACAAAUGGAGUCUGUGGUACCUGCAUUUCAGGAUAUCAAGAUGAUUAUUGUAACUCAACAUGCGACGAGCAUCAUUACGGACCUGGUUGUAGAAACAAGUGCUCUCCAAACUGCCUGAGUUAUAAAUGUAAUCACACCAGUGGUAAUUGCUUAACGUGUAUUCCUGGGAGAGUUGGUCCAUUCUGUGAACAGGCAUGUAAUACCUCGUUCUACGGUCAGAACCGUACACAGAAAUGUAGUACAAAUUGUACAGACUCGAAGUGUAACAACACCGAUGGAAAAUGCCAUGACUGUAUUCCUGGAACCAGCGGAGACUUUUGUCAUUUAGCUUGCGACGAGCAUCAUUAUGGGCCUGGGUGUAUCUACAAUUGCUCAUCAAUGUGUGAGAAUUCAACGUGUGAUAAAAAAAAUGGUGUCUGUGGUACCUGCAUAUCAGGAUAUCAGGAUGAUUAUUGUAACUCAACAUGCGACGAGCAUCAUUACGGACCUGGUUGUAGAAACAAGUGCUCUCCAAACUGCCUGAGUUCUAAAUGUAAUCACACCAGUGGUAAUUGCUUAACGUGUAUUCCUGGGAGAGUUGGUCCAUUCUGUGAACAGGCUUGCGACGAGCAUCAUUAUGGCCCUGGGUGUAUCUACAAUUGCUCAUCAAUGUGUGAGAAUUCAACGUGUGAUAAAACAAAUGGUGUCUGUGGUACCUGCAUAUCAGGAUAUCAGGAUGAUUAUUGUAACUCAAGUAAGCCAUAG